AUGCCUGCCGCCCCUCUCGUCAGCACUGCCAACGGCGCCAACGCCAACGACAACAUCACUCGCUUUGAGCCCCCGAGCCGAGUGCGCUCUCCUUUCGCCGACGCUCUCUUCCACAACAAGACAAGAUGUUUCGUAUACGGUAUGCAGCCCCGAGCUGUCCAGGGUAUGCUGGACUUCGACUUCAUCUGCAAGCGAUCCACUCCUUCCGUUGCCGGUAUCAUCUACACAUUCGGCGGCCAGUUCGUCAGCAAGAUGUACUGGGGUACCAGCGAGACCCUCCUCCCCGUCUACCAGGACACCGCUAAGGCCAUGGCCAAGCACCCCGACGUUGACACCGUUGUCAACUUCGCCUCUUCCCGUUCCGUCUACAGCUCUACUAUGGAGCUGAUGCAGUUCCCUCAGAUUAAGUCCAUUGCCAUCAUUGCCGAGGGUGUCCCAGAAAGGCGAGCUCGUGAGAUCCUCGUCACCGCUAAGGAGAAGGGCAUCACCAUCAUUGGUCCUGCUACUGUCGGUGGUAUCAAGCCUGGUGCUUUCAAGAUCGGUAACACCGGUGGUAUGAUGGACAACAUUGUCGCUUCCAAGCUCUACCGCAAGGGUUCCGUUGGUUACGUUUCCAAGUCCGGUGGUAUGUCCAACGAACUGAACAACAUCAUCUCCCAAACCACCGACGGUGUUUACGAGGGUGUCGCCAUUGGUGGUGACCGUUACCCCGGUACUACUUUCAUUGACCACCUCCUCCGUUACCAGGCUGAGCCUGAGUGCAAGAUCCUUGUCCUGCUCGGCGAAGUCGGUGGUGUUGAGGAAUACCGCGUCAUCGAGGCUGUCAAGGACGGUGUCAUCACCAAGCCCAUCGUCGCCUGGGCCAUCGGUACUUGCGCCAGCAUGUUCAAGACCGAGGUCCAGUUCGGUCACGCCGGUGCUUCCGCUAACUCUGACCUGGAGACUGCUGUUGCGAAGAACAAGGCUAUGAGAGAGGCCGGUAUCUUCGUCCCCGAGACCUUCGAGGAUAUGCCCGCCAUCCUCAAGAAAGUCUACGACGAGCAGGUCCAGAAGGGUGUCGUCACUCCCCAGCGUGAGCCUGUCCCCCCUAAGAUCCCCAUCGACUACUCCUGGGCGCAGGAGUUGGGUCUUAUCCGUAAGCCCGCUGCUUUCAUCUCCACUAUUUCCGACGACCGUGGCCAGGAGCUUCUGUACGCCGGCAUGCCCAUCUCUGAUGUCUUUAAGGAGGACAUCGGUAUCGGUGGUGUCAUGUCCCUGCUCUGGUUCCGCCGCCGCCUGCCCAGCUACGCUACCAAGUUCUUGGAGAUGGUUCUCAUGCUCACUGCUGACCACGGUCCCGCUGUGUCUGGUGCCAUGAACACCAUCAUCACGACCCGUGCUGGCAAGGAUCUGAUCAGUGCUCUCGUCUCUGGUCUGUUGACCAUCGGUUCCCGCUUCGGUGGUGCCCUGGAUGGCGCUGCUGAGGAGUUCACCAAGGCCUUCGACAAGGGCAUGAGCCCUCGUGACUUCGUCGACACCAUGAGGAAGGAGAACAAGCUGAUUCCCGGUAUCGGUCACCGUAUCAAGUCUCGCAACAACCCCGAUCUCCGUGUCGAGCUCGUCAAGGACUAUGUCAAGAAGCACUUCCCCAGCACCAAGCUUCUGGACUACGCCAUCGCCGUCGAGACCGUCACAACCUCCAAGAAGGACAACCUGAUCCUCAACGUCGACGGUUGCAUUGCUGUCUGCUUUGUCGACCUCAUGCGCAACUGCGGUGCUUUCUCCGCCGAGGAAUCCGAGGACUACAUGAAGAUGGGUGUCCUCAACGGUCUCUUCGUUCUGGGUCGCAGCAUGGGUCUGAUUGCCCACUACCUCGACCAGAAGAGACUGCGCACCGGUCUCUACCGCCACCCUUGGGAUGACAUCACAUACCUGCUCCCCGCCCUUCAGAAGGGUGGCCAGGAGGGUCGUGUUGAGGUCAACGUAUAA
Molecule: messenger RNA, 1968 nt
Organism: Aspergillus mulundensis
Lineage: Eukaryota; Fungi; Ascomycota; Eurotiomycetes; Eurotiales; Aspergillaceae
Product: putative ATP citrate lyase, subunit 1
Exons: 5
Coding region: 1-1968 (655 amino acids)
Biological process (GO): tricarboxylic acid cycle; fatty acid biosynthetic process; acetyl-CoA biosynthetic process
Cellular component (GO): cytosol
Molecular function (GO): ATP citrate synthase activity
Source: RefSeq, a predicted model, not a curated record